Molecule: messenger RNA, 1179 nt
Organism: Selaginella moellendorffii
Lineage: Eukaryota; Viridiplantae; Streptophyta; Lycopodiopsida; Selaginellales; Selaginellaceae
Exons: 11
Coding region: 48-1151 (367 amino acids)
Source: RefSeq, a predicted model, not a curated record
CACAACACAUAUAGGUGUGUAGGGCAAGGACGGCGGAGAGAGAUGUCAUGUCGGACCGCCACCGCCCCCUCCCCAAGUCGGCCUACCGGACGGCUCUCACGCAGCAGCUCCUCCGCAAGCUGCACAAGGCGAUCAGCUUGCCGUCCCAGCGCGGAGAUUGUCUCAGGCAGCUCUUCACUGAUGUAGCUCUCGAAGUGGACGAUCGUGCAAAAGAACUCUUGUAUGGCCAAGAUGCUGAGCACCUGUUCGUGGGCAGGAAGUGCUUUUAUGAAGUCCUCGCGGAGCACUACGCGCAAAUCCCCGAGGAUGCCAAGCCCCUCCUUCCCUUGUUUGUACAGCUGUGGACCCAGUCGUUCGCAUCGCAAAUCUUUGCGCUCGUCUUCUACCAAUGGCUAUUCGAGAUUCCAACGGAUGCCUCGGAUGGUUUGCUCCGCUACACCACCGCAUUCAUCGAGGGUGCCAGCAACAUCUUCUGGAUUGAUCUAUUGGGCAACGUGACACGAUUUCAUUCUCUCUAUCACUACACAAUGGAGGCAGCUCUGUCGUCUGACCAACUCAAUAAGUUUCCCCUACAAAGUCGAAGGGAGCUCGCGUUACUUUUGGCAAGGUUUUUCUUCUUCUACGAGCCAGCCGAUGGACUGGAUGAUUUUUUAAGCAGGUUUCCUCUUGUGCCUGGGUACAAUGGAGCGGCGGCCGACGUGUUUGUCAUAGAGCUGACGGACCAGCUGCAGAAGGUGAAGGUUGAACCGGUGCUACUUCACUACCUGUGGAGCGCAAAGGCACUCAAAGGGAAGGAGCUUAGAGUGACAACAAGUACACGUCUUAAAACAGCGCUCUUCAGUUUUACUUCACCCGGUGGGCCGAUGUAUCCCACAAGACCCGUGAGGCACGCUGCCUGGGAUACACUAGACUGCCUGUUCCCGGUGGGCAGGCAGCCGAGGCUUGUCAUCAGUUUGCUCUUUCGCUUGCUCCAUCCAUACUACUGGCCGGGCUCGUUUUGGAAUUUCAUCGUCACGGUGAUCACAUAUAUAGUCACGUUAAUCACCGAUACGAUCUGUGACGCGAUUGAAGGCAUGCUCGCGGUAUUUCUGCGCAUCUGGUAUAGAAUAGUGCCAGGCGGUAUUGACAAUAACGAUGAUCACGAAACAUAGGUAAUGCAAGCUUUUAGUGAUUGGUGUG